GCCCUCGACGCCUGCGUGGAGCGGGUGCUGGCAGCCGGGAGGCUGGGACGCGCUGCUCUCGCCAAUGCCUCGGGGUCUGCCAACGCCUCGGACCCCGCCUGGGACUUUGCCUCUGCUCUCUUCUUCGCCAGCACGCUGGUCACCACCGUGGGACGCCGCUGACCGACGCGGGCAAGGCCUUCUCCAUCGCCUUCGCGCUCCUGGGCGUGCCCACCACCAUGCUGCUGCUGACCGCCUCGGCCCAGCGCCUGUCGCUGCUGCUGACCCACGCGCCCCUGUCUUGGCUGAGCAUGCGCUGGGGCUGUGAGCCGCGGCGGGCGGCCCGCUGGCACUUGGUGGCCCUGCUGGGGGUCGUACUGAUCGUCUGCUUCCUGGUGCCGGCGGCGGUCUUCGCCCACCUGGAGGAGAAGUGGAGCUUCCUGGACGCUUUCUACUUCGGCUUCAUCUCUCUGUCCACCAUCGGCCUGGGGGACUACGUGCCUGGAGAGGCGCCCGGCCAGCCCUACCGGGCCCUCUACAAGGUGCUGGUCACAGUCUACCUCUUCCUGGGCCUGGCCGCCAUGGUGCUGCUGCUGCAGACUUUCCGCCACGCGUCAGACCUUCAUGGCCUCACCGAGCUCAUCCUGCUGCCGGCGCCGUGCCCUGCCAGCCUCGGCGAGGAUGAGGAGGAUCGGGUGGACAUUCUGGGCCCCCAGACAGAGCAGCACCAACAACUCUCUUCCGGCUCGCACCCGGACUACGCUUCCAUCCCCAGGUAGCUGGGGCGGGCGCUGCACUGAACGGACCUGGCGGGGCAGAGGGGCCUCGUGACUGGAGCUGACGGUGCGAGGUUGUCCCAGAGCACACGGAGGAUGGUGAGGUGUCGCUGCCAACUGUCCGUCCCAUGUUUGAGCUGAGGGGCUGGGGCUCCUGUCCCAUGUUCUGGGCUCUACCGGGUGCCAACACCACCUGUUCUCCCCACUUCUUCGUCUUCAUUUCCUGCAGUCUGCCCUCUGGCUCUCCCUCCUUCCCUAGGGCUCUGACUUUUCCUUCUGUUCCUCCUACCCAGCCUCUCAGUUGCCGGUUUUCCCAGGCUCUGAGCUCCGGCCUCAUCUCAGGUACUUGAUCGGAAAAGCAACCAUCCCUUCCUGAGCCUUGAUGCCUCCGCAGUGAAGUAGAAUAAAGCCCCUCACCCCCAAACCUCUCCUUUGUGCUGGCCCUGUGCCAGGCAGUGCUAGACACAGUAGCGGUGGAGGAAGCUCUGGGCCCUGCUCUCACAGGGCUCAAAGUCCAGUAAGGUGACAAACCUGUCCCCAGCAGCAAUAGCCCCAAAUGGACAGGACUUCAAAUGGAGAGGCAGAGGGACAGGGGGCAUGAUGGAGAGAGCACAGCCAGAGUGGUCAGGAUUGAGGUGGAGAAAGCACAGGGAAUGUGCCUUAGCUAGUCUGGAAAGUCAGGAAGGACUUCCUGGAGGAAGAGACAACUAAGGCCUAAAACAUGGAGUAGUCAGGAGAAGAAGUUGUACCUGCCUCCUUUUUCUCAGAUGUCUCCAGAGAGCGGGGCCAGGACAGAGAGCUUUGGGGUGGCCCUAGGUAGGUAGGAUCUUUCUCAGCCCCCUGGCAGACAGAAAAUGACACAAGAUCCCAGCCCAGAUCUGAACAGCAUAGAAGACGCUGCUUGUAACCAUGACACCUUUUUAAAAAAUUUAAUUUUUAUUUAUUCAUUCAUUUAUUUUAAUUUGACCAGAGAGGGGCGCAGAGAGA
Messenger RNA from Tupaia belangeri chinensis (Chinese tree shrew), 1742 nucleotides. RefSeq names its product potassium two pore domain channel subfamily K member 6 (gene KCNK6). NCBI's taxonomy places the organism in Eukaryota, Metazoa, Chordata, Mammalia, Scandentia, Tupaiidae. Gene Ontology annotation, cellular component: plasma membrane. Gene Ontology annotation, biological process: stabilization of membrane potential; potassium ion transmembrane transport. Gene Ontology annotation, molecular function: outward rectifier potassium channel activity; potassium ion leak channel activity. The record is from RefSeq and is a predicted model, not a curated record.